UUGAACCAAAUUGCAAAGCAGAUUCACUCCAGCGACAUAAGGGACAUACUUGAAAACUCCCUUGGCGGCAACAGGCCGGAUCGGGCCGACUGCCUGCGCCUGCUGGAGUCCGACGAUGUGCAGCUCAUGGGGAUGGCCUCAGGUCACAUAACCAAGAAGAGGUUUGGCAUAACAGCCUCCUUUGUGAAUAACAUAAUUCUCAACUAUACCAACGUCUGCAUCACCGACUGCAAGUUCUGCGCAUUCUACAGGUCCCCCGGCGCCGAUGGAUCGUACACCCUGACGCUUGAUGAGAUCGAGACGCGGGUAAAAACCGCCCGGGACAUGUUUGGGAUCCGGCAGGUGCUCAUCCAAGGCGGGCAUAAUCCAAACCUGGGGAUAGAGUACUACGAGAGCGCCUUUGGGAUGAUCAGGGCAAAGUUUCCCGAGGUAGGCGUUCACGGCCUGUCGCCGUCAGAGAUCGACAUGAUAGCCAAGGUUGAAAAAUGCUCGACCGCCGAGGUGAUCUCGCGCCUGGCAGAGGCUGGGCUCCAGUCCGUUCCGGGAGCCGGGGCGGAGAUCCUGGUCGACUCGGUAAAGGAUGUGAUCAGCCCCAAGAAGAUAGACAGCGCCGCAUGGUUAAGGAUAAUGGAGGAGGCCCACAUGGCGGGCCUGCCCUCGUCUGCCACCAUGAUGUACGGACACGUAGAGUCAAACCGGGACAUUGCGGAGCACUUUGGCAGGAUUGCAGAGCUGCAGGAGAAGACCCAUGGGUUCAUGGCAUUUAUCCCCUGGAGCUUUGAGCCAAACAACACACUCAUGCAGAAGGAGGAUCCCACAACCCACGGCUCCGGCGGCACCAGGCUGCUCAGGAUGAUUGCGAUAUCACGGCUGGUCUUUGACGGCCUUAUUGAGCACCUGCAGUCUUCCUGGCUUACCAACGGAAUCGGAAUGGCCCAGCUGGCCCUGCAGUACGGCGCCGACGAUUUUGGCGGCACGCUGAUAGGCGAAGAGGUGGUGUCGUGCACCGGCGCCCGAUCCACAGAGCUCACCGACGCAAAGAUAGUCGAGGCCAUCUCCCAGAUAGGCUACAGGGCAGUGGAGCGAGACAACUUUUACAAUACCGUCUCUGUGCGCCAGUAA
Molecule: messenger RNA, 1122 nt
Organism: Geodia barretti
Lineage: Eukaryota; Metazoa; Porifera; Demospongiae; Tetractinellida; Geodiidae
Source: the annotation of a GenBank genome assembly